This is a messenger RNA of Leishmania major strain Friedlin, 4410 nucleotides long. RefSeq names its product RNA pseudouridylate synthase-like protein. Gene Ontology annotation, biological process: pseudouridine synthesis. Gene Ontology annotation, molecular function: RNA binding; pseudouridine synthase activity. NCBI's taxonomy places the organism in Eukaryota, Euglenozoa, Kinetoplastea, Trypanosomatida, Trypanosomatidae. The record is from RefSeq and is a predicted model, not a curated record. The transcript has a single exon. The coding region runs from base 1 to 4410 and encodes 1469 amino acids.
AUGCACGGCGCCUCCAUGCGGGCGGCUUGGGCGGCGGCGGUGUCUCGGCGCCCGUCGCACAUUGCGUGCGGAAGCUCCUCAUCGCCGCUGUGGGCACUGCAGCCGCGGCGGGCCUCUUCCGUACAUUGUGGCCGCGUCUCACAAGCGACGUCCGGCACGUCCUCGAGCCACGCAUCGAGUCGCCAUGGGCGUCGCCCCAGGAGAGGUCAGCCGAAUGCGCGGCACAUCGCUCCGGCAGCGGAGACUCGCUUCUCCGCCAGCUCCUAUCGCAUGGGCUGCAACCACAUCGCCGACCGUGUCAAGAGACGCCGUCAGCUCGAAGACGCCAUCCAAGCCGCGCAGGCGUUCCGCAAGUGGUGUGCCGUGCAUGCACCAUGCACGCAAGCGGCGGUGGGGGCAUCUGUUUCGGCAACCACUCCGCUGCGACCCGGUGAACUCUCCCCCUCCCAUGCGCCGGUGCUGCACCGGGUUGGCGGUAGUGUCGCCACGCUUGCGGACAUCGGGUCUGACGAAGGCGCCAGCAGCCGUACCACACGGCACCACCUCGGCUUCCGCCCGCCGACGACACCCACCACAAACCCUCCCCUCACGGCGGGUGGGGCGGUACCGCUGACGGAGCGCCGCAUGCUGGAGCACUACGCGGUCCUCCUCCACAACGUACGCGCAGCCGCCGCGCGGGUCGCCACGUCGGACUACCACCACUUUUACGCCGCAGUGGUGGAAGAACUGCUGAUGGCGUCCAAGUCUGGUGGCGGCAGUGGUGCCUUCUCGGUGCCACGCUCCGUGGUGUGGCAGGACGCUGCUGCAUCCACAUACCAUGGAGAAAGCGAAGACGCUACGGCGCAGGCUGAACGUCGCCUUGCCGCGUGGGCAUCCUACUGGUACAAGGAUCUGAAGCAGUGGUACUCGCGCCACGGCACGCAUACCCCUGGUGCGGGUAACGCUGUUGACGCCCAGCAGUUGCUGCCCCACGGCGAGCUCUGGCAAGACGUGCUCGACGGUGGCGAGGGUGUGGUAGGAACACGGGAGGAAGACAAGUCGAUGGCGGCGCUGCUGCUGCAGGGACAGUGGCGAGCCGCCAUCGACAGCCUCCUGGAAGCCAGCGCGAAACCGCCCCGCUCCGCAUCUGCGGCAGCGAUGGUGCCGAACGGCAGCUCCACUACGGCCUCCCAACAGCUGUCCGUCGCGGAGCUCUUCUCUGCAGCGUCGGUGCGGCGCCGACACUGCGUGCCGUGGCGACACUCACCUCACCGAGGCUCUGCGAACUCGUCCAGCAGCACGCUUCCACCGCUGCCGCGGCGGCUUGCCCUUGCCCCCGUGACGCCGGCAGAGCUGCGCUUACUUCGACAUCCGCCGUCGCCCGGGCUGCGCGUGCUGCCGCACUCGAUAGCUGCUAAAGUGCAGCGAGCGGGGUGCCAGGAGCGUCCUGCAGGGGAUCGGGUGGCGGCAGCACCAUCACUGCUGUUGGAGGCGGCCGUAGCUGCGGAGGUGGCAGGUGGCCGUGCCACAGGCAUCCCGCCGACGUGCGUGGUCCGCCUGCGGCGUCGUCUAUGGGUGCUGCAGCACCUCCCGCGCCACCUCCCAGCCUCUCUCGUCCGCUUCCAGGAACCGCGACAGCCAUCGCUGCGCGCCGGCGGCGGCCGUGGUCGCGAGGUGCGGAGUGGGGCAAUGCCACACGCGCACCUCCUUCGCAGCCACGCGCUGGAGAAGCUGCCGUGGUACACGCUCUGCGUGCUUGGCGAGGUGUUAGAGGCGAGUGGGAACGGCGACCCAACCGUCGCGACGGUGCUGCACAACGCACGCACGCACAUGUGCGCUGCGCUCUUCCUCAGCGUGCACGCCGACUACGCAGCCCUGCACGACUACGCACACACCCUCUUUCUCACGCUUGGCAGCAGCAUGGUCGCGCGCGCAGUCGCCGCUCGACAACGACAGCGAGGACGCAGCGACGGCGGCGCAGCCGUCACCGUGUUCGAGAGUGCCUUUGCGCAGACAGCCAUCGCUCUGCUUCAGCCACCGCCGCCGGCGGCGUACGCAGCGGCCGGGCUGUCGCCAAGACCCGCCUCUUCCUCCGGCAAUGCUGCUAGCUUUCUCGCGAGGUCGUCGUCAGCGCGGACGCCAAGCUCCAGCACAGACAUCACCGACGUUCACGUGGUGCCACCUCGUGUGUUUCGCCGCCUCUGCGCCGCCGUGCAGGACUGGCGCAACUACCAUCUCUCGCUGUACUGUGAAACGCUAAGCCAAAUUGCGGACAGCGACGGUAUGGCGCUACGCGAGCUGGCGCGCGUGCUGGCAGCGCAGCCGCACGGCGAGGAUGCUCUGCAAGAGGAAGUAGCUGUGGUGCUGGCGCCAGAGAGCGCGGCCGCCAUCGUCACGGCUCUCCUGCUGCAGCUCCUCGAUCAGCUGUCGCGACCGUCAGCGUCGCCCUCGUCAACGACGACACGUGCCCCGCUAUCCUUUCUCUCCAACGCAGCUCGCACCGCCGGUCCACACACCAGCGCCGGAUGCGACCCACAGGGUGCAUCGCCUUCCCUUCCUCCACUGCCGCCGGACCUUUGUUUCUGUGUGCCGCACGACAAGGCGCACGCGGUGGCCAGCUACUUCAAGGGCAUCUUCCAUCCGUCUUUCUUCAGGCGCGUGGUGACGGCGGCGCCGCGCACGAAUGGCGACGAGUGCCAGCUGGGUGACGAUGGCGCCGCGGCCACAUCUACCAUCACCGCCACGAUCACGGCGGGUGCCCGCACGGCAGACGAACUGAACGGUAACGCAUCGGCACUGCCGUCCUUUGUUUUGCCGCCGGCUGAGUGGGAGCGCAACGCCGCCGCGCGCCUUGUCGGCCGCACGCUGCGUCGCCUCGACCGCUACCCGACGCGCACGACGGAGGCCUUCUUCGCCCGCUACGUGCGUGGCGACGAUGUGGACUGGAAGAGAGAGGUUGGUGAAGAGGGGGGCUCCGAAGCAGCCGCAGCCCGGUCGGCUUCCACGACGGUUGCGCCUCCGCUCGCCAUGAGCCUCUUCGUGGUGAACCUGCAAGCUGCCGUGAACCACUGGCGUGAGCGCCACCGCAGCCCCAUCCUCGGCGUUCCACCCCCGGCCUCAAGUCACGCACAGCAGCAGGAGCAGGUCUCCCUACCAGCUCAGCCAUCCGUGAACGCAGCAGGAGAUGGGCGCACAGCCGACACACCAUUGGCCGCUACCGCAGCGGCCACGCCAACGGGCGCGGAGGCCUCGUUGACGGAAGCUGGCAAGGAUGGCUUACCUGACUCCAUCGUUCUGCUUGCUUCCCCACCGAUGCUCCCGCACGGACUGCACGCGGUCUACAAGCCUGCCGGCGUGAACUGCACCCUGCACGCACACUACCCGUCCCUCGUCUACCCGUUUCUCACUCGCGAGCUGCCCUGGAAGGCGAGAGGGGCGGUAGCAGCGGAUGGCAGCGACAGGAAUCGUGGCACUAGUGCGUCGUCCUCCCCAGCCCCCUGCGUGCCGGUGCUUCGUCAGCAGGGCCUCGUAAACCGCGUUGACGUGGGCACGAGCGGCGUUGUCCUUGUUGCUCGCACCGCCGACGCGCUGCACGGCGCCGCCGACGCUAUGAUACGAGAGCAUCACAUGCGCAAGACGUACCGUGCGCUCGUACAACGGUGGCCUCCCUUCUCGUCCUCGUCCUCGUCCAGCGCGUCCACAGUGCGGUACGACGAUGACAACGCAGCAGCGGCGCCGCUCUUUAGCGUGUCACCCUUCUUAUCCCCGAUGCCGAGCGCCGUUGUGUGCGCACCGGUGUACGCGGCUGGCGCCACGGCGUCCUCGAUCUCCCGGCGUUCAGCACUGCCGCUGAGUCAUGGCCGCCAACUUCAAUCGCCCGGGCAACCCAGUGCAGAUGCGCUCGCAGCCUCUCGCGCCGGCUCGACUCUGUCGUGGUCAUCGAGCGUACCUGUCUCUCUCUCCUCCUUAGAGCACGUGCAUCAGCAGUACGCCACCCUGCAUGCCGCUCUGCAGGAUCAGCGGAAUGCCAUCACGCGCUACCGCGUACUCGAGUACUUCGCAUCUGCCGGAGUCGCCUACGUGCAGGUGGAGCUGUGCAGCGGGCGGCGGCAUCAGAUACGGCAGCACUUUGCGCAGCUCGGCUUCCCUCUUGUUGGCGAUGCUCGCUACCACGCCGGGGUAGUCGCAGGCCACGCGGGAACAACGCUCGGGAUGCGUCGAGCUGCGCUCCACGCCUACACGGUGGACAUCCUCGCCACCACAGACGGUGACGACCUGGCGAGCAGCGAGGAGGUGCCCGACCGCGUGGUGGUGCAGGCGGCGCUACCAGCCGACAUGCAUCGCGCUCUGCUUGCACUUCGGCAAGCGGAACAAGCCAAGCCGGGUCAGCAGCAACAACAGCGGCGGCAACCACAGCAACCCCGUGGUUGA